Molecule: messenger RNA, 1030 nt
Organism: Vigna radiata var. radiata (mung bean)
Lineage: Eukaryota; Viridiplantae; Streptophyta; Magnoliopsida; Fabales; Fabaceae
Product: vacuolar iron transporter homolog 2
Exons: 1
Coding region: 103-780 (225 amino acids)
Biological process (GO): intracellular manganese ion homeostasis
Cellular component (GO): membrane
Molecular function (GO): manganese ion transmembrane transporter activity; iron ion transmembrane transporter activity
Source: RefSeq, a predicted model, not a curated record
CACACCAUUUUCUUUUCUUAUCAUUAUUCUUUAUCAUCUUCUUCAUCAUCCUCUGUUGUUGAUUAUUUUUUUCCUUCAGUUGGCUCAAGCUUUUUCUCCACCAUGUCAUCAAAUCAAACAUCCCUGAACCGAGCCAAGCUUCCAAACAAUGACCUUGAGCAACAUGCAACAACUCUGGAGAUCGAAGCCGAGGACACCUUUGACUACUCGAAAAGAUCUCAGUGGCUGCGCGCUGCCGUGUUGGGAGCCAACGAUGGUUUGGUCUCGACAGCAUCUCUCAUGAUGGGUAUUGGAGCCGUGAAGCAAGACCUGAAGGUCAUGAUCUUAUCAGGGUUUGCAGGGUUGGUGGCAGGGGCUUGCAGCAUGGCCAUAGGUGAGUUUGUGUCUGUGUACUCACAGCUUGACAUAGAGGUUGCCCAGAUGAAGAGAGAAAGAGAAAGGAUGUCUGGUAGUGACAGAGAAGGAGUAGUAGAAGAUACCAAUGGAGAAGAGAAAGAGGGUUUGCCAAAUCCUUUGCAGGCUGCAGCAGCAUCAGCUUUAGCUUUUUCUGUUGGUGCAAUGGUGCCAUUGCUUGCAGCCUCCUUUAUAAGGGAAUUUAAGGUGAGGAUUGGGGUGGUUGUGGCGGCCGUGACCGUUGCUUUGGCGGUGUUUGGUUGGUUAGGGGCUGUGUUGGGUAAGGCUCCAGUUUUGAGAUCUUCUUUGAGGGUCUUGUUUGGGGGUUGGAUGGCCAUGUUCAUCACUUUUGGUCUAACCAAGUUGAUUGGUUCAAGUGGACUCUAGAAUAGUAUCCUAUCUUUGUUUUGUAUUCAUGUUAUAUGUUAUAUGUAGUUAUAACUUGUUAAUUAUGCAGUUAUGUAGACUCUCUUCAUUUUUGCUGAAAAUGAUGAGACGAGACAUAGGUUAAAGAAAGUUGUUUUGAUUGGUAUAACUAGCACAUAAAGAGAGUAAGGUGUUUCAAAGUAUUGUAAUCUGUACAUGGAGUUCUCUUUAUUUGCAUGAUGAUAAUUGAUAAUUAUAAAGCUUGGAGUUU